AUGCCAACUAAUUUUGGUUUCACGGUUGAUCUGGAUAAACGAACUUGCACUUGCCUCGAAUUCCAAAAGCUUGGUUUGCCUUGCCGACAUGCCAUUGCUGCUGCUUCUUGCCGUAAUAUGCAGUACACCAUGUUUGUUUGCAAACACCAUCUCAAAGAGACAUGGGCUGAAACAGUUAGGGGUAUCAUACUUCCGGUUCCGGAUCCAAAGGAUGUUGAAGUGCUAGCCGAAAUACUAAUGGUUGAUCUUUAUUCACCAACGACCAAACGAACGAAAGGAAGACCAGGAAUCAAACGUAAACUGUCCGCAGGAGAGAUACCGGUAAGACUUUGGUGUUGA
Brassica oleracea var. oleracea is the source of this 339-nucleotide messenger RNA. RefSeq lists its product as uncharacterized. The coding region runs from base 1 to 339 and encodes 112 amino acids. The transcript has a single exon. Lineage: Eukaryota; Viridiplantae; Streptophyta; Magnoliopsida; Brassicales; Brassicaceae. Gene Ontology annotation, molecular function: zinc ion binding. The record is from RefSeq and is a predicted model, not a curated record.